Messenger RNA from Strongylus vulgaris, 813 nucleotides. Lineage: Eukaryota; Metazoa; Nematoda; Chromadorea; Rhabditida; Strongylidae. The record is from the annotation of a GenBank genome assembly.
AUGAGUAUGGAAUCGCCCCGGCUAGAUGUGGAUGCUUAUCAAAAAGCAUUGGACGAUUACACUGCUCGAGGUGGUAUCGUCAGAGCAAUUCUCCUCAUCAACCCUCACAAUCCGCUAGGGGUAGUUUUUCCACCAGAAGAAGUGAUAAAGUUGUGUGAUUGGGCUACGAGAAAUAAUCUUGUUGUACUUGUCGACGAAUCAUUCACUUCAUGUGUUUUUGCACCGAAUUCAUCAUUCAAAAGUUUCCUCAGCUAUAGAAAUCAGUUAGAAAAACCCGAGAAUGUCAUGUAUUUUUGGAGUUUAAGCAAAGAUUUCGGCAUUCCUGGCUUGAAGAUAUCCGUAGUACAAUCAUCUUAUCCUAAAUUGAUACAAACUCUUGCUACACUCGAGCUGAUCCAUCCUGUUUCCGGUUUAGCUCAUGAUGCUGCGACUGCUAUUCUUUCAGAUUUUGAUUGGCUACGGAAAUUCAACGAAAUUAAACUGACCAGGUUGUCAGCUCAUUACAAAUUUGUGGAAGGUCAUCUUCGAGAAAUGCGCCUACCUUUCUGUCCUGCUGAAGCUGGUUGUUUCGUCAUGAUCGAUUUUAGAAAGCAUCUGCGAUCGCAAACUUUUGCGGACGAGUUGUCGUUAUUCCAAUCGCUCUGUGAUAGAGGAGUGAUGUUAACUCCUGGACAGCAUGUGUUGUGCCAACAACCAGGAUGGAUGCGGCUGGUAUUCAGUUGUCACAAGAGUGAACUCAUUGAAGGAAUCUAUCGAAUGCGGAUGUUUUUCAACAUGACAAUAGAACGGGAGACUAUGAACAUUAACUACUAA